CCUGUGCAACUUGAACCCUAGCGGUUAACCUCAAGGCUUCGUGUGACUCGGUGUGACUCUGACGAACUUUGUGGAUUCAACAUCUCUUCCUUUUCUUUCAUCAAUUUAAUACGAUCUAAUUAUGUGCUAUAAAAGACUAAUUAUACGCCAAGUAUAUCACCAACUAUUUGCUACUUGUUACUCGAGAUUCAUAGUAAGGGAUUACAUGUGAAAGCUACGAACAAGAGCUUCUACAGAAAGCCCGCCAAGAUAAUAAGCACAUAUUCAUGCCAUGCCUUCCAUCUUCAAUCAACCAGUCAAUGGGCUGGGCUGAGAGACCUAGUCGUCGGAGUCAUGCAGGCAGGUAGGUACCCAGGCGUAUUCCUCGUCUCUAAAGGGGCAAGGUUGCAUUCAAGGCAAUUUGUGCUUAUGUCUGCCUCCUCCCCUAGGGUAUAUACCUAGGUUAGAUAUAUAAGGCAGCAAUGUUUUUUCUCAUUUUGCUCUACUAGCAAUUCCAUGGAAUGGAUAACUUGGAGAUCGGAAAAUCACGAUGCGUUAUCAUUUGAAUCAGUCAUCGAAUAGGAAAACCAGCGAUGUCGCCGUUCCUCUCGUCGAUAUCGCUCCAAGGGAUUCUAGUUACGGCUAUUCUAUUCGAGAUGCAAGUUCGGACCGGCGCACCAAUUGGUCGUUACGUUUUGGAAUUCUUGGUCUCAUAACAUUGCUUCUAGGCUCCGUAGCCAUUCUUUCUAUACUGAUUUUCCUAGCAAUAAUCUGGCAGCAAUCUUUACUGGCAAUUGAGGGUCAAGAUGUUGCACCUUUUUGGCAUCAUAUUGCGACGAAUGGUUGGGCAACAAAAAUCGUCACUAUCAGUACAGCGGUUAUACGAACCGUGAUGGGAACUCAGGCUGGCAUCUUCACAUCAAUGAUAAGCGCACUGAUUCUGGAGAAGAUUGGCGUCUCCAUACUCGAUGUGCCCUUUCUUUCAAUGUCGAGGGCUUUCCAAACUCAACCACACAACCUGUUAAGUCACAUCACAUUCCGACGCCGAAAUUUCAAGUCUACAAUGGUGUAUUCACUUGCCAUUAUUGAAGUCAUGAUUACCAUAUCUUCACAAUUCUUGUCAACGCUUCUGAUAUCAGACUUUGGUAAUACGGCGGUCAGCAAUUUACCGAACUCGACAACGGUACGUUCCACUUAUAGGACCGAUGUUUUAUUUAGGGAAUCAUACAUAGCUGAACCUCCAGCAGCGCACUGGAGGUUUGCCGAGUACUCGGAACCAUUUACAGGGGGAGACGAUUUCCACGAUACAGGCCAUACUUAUCGUGCCUUUUUGCCUUAUGAAGACGAAGUGCAAAGAACCAGUCUACGCGGAUACCGUGGCCCGGCUGAUAUCUUUGACUUCCGUGUAGUCUGUGUCCGUCCUUCCCUAAACAAUCUCGUUUUCAGCCAAACCGAGGGUAUCUACGUAUUCUCAGGGACGAUGACCGUCAACGGCUCAUACCCCAUGCUGAAUGCUCAGCCUACCAUUGGUUUUGUCUGUCCAAUCUCUCGCCCCCUCUUCGUUUUGAAUGGCACAACUAUAAGACUCACGACUAUGUGCAACCUUAACCGUGAUAGAAUCCCCAUUCUCAAUGACCCUCUGAAUGACCCCUGGACUACAAUCUUCAUUGCUCUCGACUUUAUUAGAGAGGAUAUGACCACGUUCCUGGUUCCCGGUGCAAAUCAAACUGCUAUUAAAGUAGUGCGUACAGAUGGCCCGUGGGCAAUUGGUGUGGAUGAGCAGGGUGAAGACCUCGUACGAGCCACUGCAUGUUAUAUGAACCAAGGUUGGAAAGUGCAGUCUGUGCAAAUGCACAGUUCGCGGGAUAUGCUAGAACCGAGAAUGCCUUGGAAACGCGAGUUGAGAGCCUAUGACACGGCAAAUUCGCGACACCAGCUUGGGGCCAGCUUGGAGCCAGCAUCAACCCGAGAUCGAGGCGUACUGGAUCUCAACCACCCAGCAGACUGGCAAGAGAUCGACGAGAUAGAGUGGAUUGUAUCCUCACCAUAUAAUGAAAAAUACCAUGCCGACUACUUCAAUAAUAUGAUGGGCGGUUUGACGACAUUGGUAAAUUCUACCGUUACGAAUUUGGGGUUUACACUCUCAAACGCCACAGCUGGUUCCAAUACAGUGCAUCUCUCGCACGUCGCUUUAUACCAAGACACGCUACACGUAACGGAAAGUCCUUCAUUAGCUAUGCAAGCAUUUUUCACGCGAUUAUCCCAGAUGGCCUACUACGAUCUUCUACGGAUGUCAGCCUUGUCAGGCGAGGCAUCUACUAUAUUUUCUUCAACCGUGCUCAUUCCUAUAAGGUGGAACGGCUUCAUUGGUGCCACGAUCAUAAUCGCAGUGCAUCUUUGCGUAAUAGCGACUGCCGCGGUAUCUUUCUUGCUGUAUACGGACAAAUCAGAUUUAGGAAAUAUUUGGCAGGCAUUAUCGCAGAUAGUAACACAUGAUGCACUGCUGAUAUUGAAGCGACUAGGCCGUCUACGAGAUAACGAGGUGGAGAAAAUUGGACAAGCUCAAUUCCCAGAACUCGCAGGGGAUGUUAUAUUAAGACGUGAAGAAGAUGGCGAGAUAACUUUGAGAGCCAAAUAUUAAGUAUAUACUACAAAGUAGUUAUACUACAAAGCAGUAGAGCAUGUAUUAUGUAAUAGGGGCGACCCCUGAUGCAGUCCAUUAACUAAUUGUGUGGCGUUGUGGCUUGCGCUUUGAAGCUUAAGGUCCCCACUCUUAAAUUUUUAAAUCUGCAAACUUGAAGUCCUGCUAUGUACAUAUCAGUAGUUACAU
Molecule: messenger RNA, 2809 nt
Organism: Hypoxylon fragiforme
Lineage: Eukaryota; Fungi; Ascomycota; Sordariomycetes; Xylariales; Hypoxylaceae
Exons: 1
Coding region: 530-2620 (696 amino acids)
Source: RefSeq, a predicted model, not a curated record